Molecule: messenger RNA, 1133 nt
Organism: Chelmon rostratus (copperband butterflyfish)
Lineage: Eukaryota; Metazoa; Chordata; Actinopteri; Chaetodontiformes; Chaetodontidae
Gene: coa4
Product: cytochrome c oxidase assembly factor 4 homolog, mitochondrial
Exons: 2
Coding region: 153-407 (84 amino acids)
Biological process (GO): mitochondrial respiratory chain complex IV assembly
Cellular component (GO): mitochondrial intermembrane space
Source: RefSeq, a predicted model, not a curated record
UUCGUCCUCUGCUCAAAUGGGUCCUCCGUGUAACAUUUAUAGCGUUGACCGUGUAGCUUGUUAUGAAACGUGCGGAGUUGUGCAGGUUACGGAAACUUAACUUCAGUGCGAAUACGCAGACCCACUGAGUCAGCGGCGUGCAUUGACACAGGAUGGCAUCCCCUUCACCACAUGACCGCAGCCGUAAAGAUGAUGACGAGGACGACCCUGUGGAUCGGAUGGUAUCCCGCACUGGCUGUGCCGAGCUACAUUAUGCCGUGCAGGAGUGCAUGGCUGAGCACCAGGACUGGCGAAUGUGCCAGAGCCAGGUCCAGACUUUCAAAGACUGCAUGAUGAAUUUCCAAAAUGCCCGGAAAGAACAGCUGAGGAAGCAGCUGCCGACCUCCACUCAGUCAGCACCUAGCUGAACUACCCCCGCUACCACACACACACACACUUGAUGGCAUGCUUGAAGUGGAAAGACUGUACAUAAUUUGAUUAUUCAGAAGGAAAAUAAACAAGUAUGAGCAGCUACAAAAAUCCUGUUUUGGACUUAAACUUUUCAAUUGUCCUGCUCUGUACACAUCUUGGUCACUACUGUAAAAAAACAAGCAAAAAAAUAAUUUAAAGAAUUCUUAAUGGACAAAAAUGGUUUUGUCGAUUUGUUUUUGUUGUCUUUAUAAAAAAUAUAUAUGUACUGUAUAUAUUUUUUACUUACAUGUAACUGCCUCAAAUCUGGUCUUAAUCCAGUCUUCACUUAGUUUUUAUUUCGUCAGGCAAUAAUACAUAUUUCAUUAAUGUAAAGGAAUAACAUUAAAUAAAUCCAGUAAACAUAUAUCUUAGUAUAAAUACACUUUGUGUUAUGGGAACUUAAAGGUGUCAGAGAGAAAUAUUUAAUCAAAAAUUGCAUCAAUGCAAACAGAAGCAGAUAACAGAUCUCUAUGGGAUCUAAGUAGAUUUUAGGAUUUAGGGUGGAUACAAAUUAUUUAAGGAGGGGCUCACCGACUGUUCCAGUAUCAGUAAAUUUCAGUGAAAGUGCUCCAUACAUGCCACAUAAAUGACCAAGUGACUGCACAGAGCAGAAUUAAGAAAUCUGGCACACCAAAAAGGAAAAUAAAAAUAUUAUCUGAGCAGCAAAUAUGAAUAAAAAAAUG